UGCAGCUCAAGUUUAGAACUCGAGGUCCUCCACUCUGGGGGAUUGUGUUGAUUUUUCUCAUCUUUGUUCUGACCAAUGAGAAUCUUCUGGAACGUUCUGAAGAAAAUAGAGGAACGACUUCACCAGAGAUCCAUGUUUGUUUUAAACCUUAAAUAUAAAACCAGAGAUCUCUUUGGGUCAAAGUUUCUCUCUUACAGCUCCUGUUUAUCUCAACACUACUGUCUAUGUGACUUUACUGAAGUUUCUUUAUUUUCAUUGUUUCUGUUAUAAAUUUAAGCAAACUCCGGUUCAAAACCUCAUUACUGCCUAGAACUGCUUUAACACUAAACCUCAGAGUGAUCUGAACCUUUUCCCUCCACAGACUUUAUGCUGACAUGAUAUCGGCUGUGCUGCAACUUUUAAAAGCAUCAACAAACAAACACUAUUUGUUAAAAUCCACAGUUAAUGUUUGUGGACUACUUUAUACUUUAGAGUACUGUAUACUUUGGAGUACUGUAUACUUUGGACUACUUUAUACUUUGGAGUACUGUAUACUUUGGAGUACUUAAUACUUUUGACUACUUUAUACUAUGGAAUACUGAAUACUUUGGAGUACUUAAUACUUUGGAGUACUUAAUACUUUGGACUACUUUAUACUUUGGAGUACUGUAUACUUUGGACUACUUUAUACUUUGGAGUACUGUAUACUUUGGAGUACUUAAUACUUUGGACUACUUUAUACUUUGGAGAACUUUAUACGUUGGAGUACUGUAUACUUUGGAGUACUGUAUACUUUGUAAUUGAGUAUUGAGUCCAGGUAUUCCUGCUGCAGGCGAAGCUUGAAACAACGGUUGUGACUGCAGCUGAAAAGCGUCUACAGCGAGGAGAACAAAGCUUCUCAGUGUAACCAACAGAGAACAAACGGAGGUUUGUCUGAGAGAGGACGGAAGCUGAAGCUCCUAUUGGUCCGUCUGUUAAGGUGGGCUGAAGCUGAAGCUCCUAUUGGUCCAUCUGUUAAGGUGGGCUGAAGCUGAAGCUCCUAUUGGUCCAUCUGUUAAGGUGGGCUGAAGCUGAGGACAAUACAGCUCUCCUAUUGGUUGAUCUGCUCAGUGGGCAGCAGCUGGAAUGAGCUUCUGUCUCAAGGACUUGGCCAGAGUUUCAUGUCAACAUCUGGACCUCCUAACAGGACGGUUUCAAACUACCAGAACCAUCUUUGACCGUCUGGAGAUCAGAGGGAAUUGGACCUCCUAACAGGACGGUUUCAAACUACCAGAACCAUCUUUAAACGUCUGGAGAUCAGAGGGAAUCGGACCUCCUAACAGGACGGUUUCAAACUACCAGAACCACCCUUGACCAUCUUUAGAUCAGAGGGAAUCGAACCCCCGUGACUCUAACUCUGGACCCACAGUCAGGAGAGGAGUGGACGGUCACGGCUUGUCUCUGCUGUGAUCUAUCGACGUGACCUUCAGGAUCUUGAGCUCUGAUUGGACAAUCUUUUUGAUUGGCAGCUGAGUGGACGAUGUUUGUCAGACAAAAGAAGAAGAUCUCAGGACAACAACCACCAUCUUCCUCAGUCUCUGACUCCACCCCUAAAUCUUGUUUGUGGCGACGUCCUCCCUCAACCCCGCCUUUGCCUCUGAGGGCUCAAAAGCUUGUUGCUAGGCAACCAUCAACAGAAGGCCUGAAGGGUAAAGGUCAGAGGUCAGGGGUCAGAGGUUCCUGGCCGAGUGCCCUGAGAUUGGUCUGUGACCUGAGUCCAGAGCGAGUUCAGAGGUCUCAAACGCCAUCUACCAUCACCUGGUGUGUCCGGAAGACUCCGCCUCCAUCCAGCAAACCACACCCUUUUGCUAUGCCAUCAGCCCCGCCCACUGGCAGGUCCAGACUCUCUCUGCCUCCAGCAGCCAAUCACAGCUGUUACCUAUCAUCUCCUGAUGAAGACCCUCCCAUGGGGCGGAGCUCCGGUGCCACCAUGAGGUCAUUGUCCUCAUUCUGCUGCAGUGUCUUCAGGGACAGUCUGCUACCCCUGGACCAUAAGAUCAAUCAGGCCGUGGAUUUGAUGAAAACUCACCUGGUGAUGAUGGUGCAGGAAGAGGCGGAGCUUCUGAGGGAUCAAAUCACAGAGCUAAGCUUCAGAAACCAACAGUUGCAAAGGGAGAACCAAUUAUUGAAAGCAAUAAUCCAAAACACCAACCUGACUAUUUAAUUUAACUUCAACGUUCAUGAAAACCUGUAGGAACAUGUUGUGUAUUUGUGUUUCUCUAUAAAUGUACGUGUAUUUGUGUCUCUGUGAAUUUACAAUCUCUCGUCCUCCUCAGAUGUUUUCUUUCAGGUGAAUUUUUCAGAAAGUCACAUCAAAGGAUGAUCAAUAAAACAAACUUCCAGAAGUCUGAAAAUGUUAUUUUUUUUCCUGUAAAAGCAGUAAAGCUCCUGAUCCUUAACGUGUCACCAGAAGAUCCAUUCAGUUUCUAUUCCUG
This is a messenger RNA of Oryzias melastigma (Indian medaka), 2453 nucleotides long. RefSeq lists its product as uncharacterized. The transcript is spliced from 3 exons. Gene Ontology annotation, biological process: regulation of transcription by RNA polymerase II. NCBI's taxonomy places the organism in Eukaryota, Metazoa, Chordata, Actinopteri, Beloniformes, Adrianichthyidae. The record is from RefSeq and is a predicted model, not a curated record. Bases 1499 to 2182 code for a protein of 227 amino acids.